AUGUCAACAUUUAUAUUAAGUAAAACCCAAAGAAGCAAACCUUUAUUACUCUGUAAUGGCCUUAAUUAUACUAUCGACAAAACAACUGAUGAUAAAAUUUAUUGGAAAUACGAGUUUGCUCGAACGCUUAAAUGUAAAGGUCGAGUUCAUACUAAUUCUCUUAAUACCAUUAUAUCACAUGAAACUAAUAACCAUAAUCAUCUUGGAAAUGCUGUUUCAAGUGAAAUUCGAAUAUUUGAAGAAAAAAUUCGUGAUCGUACUAUUAACUAUAAUGAAUCUACACAAACUAUCAUUGAUAAUUGUUUAACGAAUUUAUCGGAUAGUACUGUAUACCAUAUUCAUGAUCCAAACGCUAGCUAUACAUCCAAUACGGAUACUACAGAAAAAACAAAUGUCAAAUUACAAUAUAGAAGAAGAUAUGCUUGUAAACGAAUUAAAUUUACUAACAAUAUUAACUUUAUAGAUAAUUAUGAUCGUGCUGACGAUGUUAUUAUACCUGAAGAUGUUAUAGUUUGUGAGAAACAAGAACUUUUGUUUUGUGGUCGUCAUGCUCUUAGAGCACUUGUGCAAAAUGUAGAAAUAUUUGAUGAUACAAAUUUAAUUAGUUUAGCAAAAGAACUUGCAACACAAGAAAUAGUACUCCAUCAAGAUAUAAGUAUAUACCAAGAAUUUUAUUUCAAUCAUGUCACUGGUUAUUAUCACAUUGAAAUUACUUAA
Messenger RNA from Rotaria sp. Silwood1, 717 nucleotides. Lineage: Eukaryota; Metazoa; Rotifera; Eurotatoria; Philodinida; Philodinidae. The record is from the annotation of a GenBank genome assembly.